Molecule: messenger RNA, 2569 nt
Organism: Mercurialis annua (annual mercury)
Lineage: Eukaryota; Viridiplantae; Streptophyta; Magnoliopsida; Malpighiales; Euphorbiaceae
Product: CSC1-like protein ERD4
Exons: 6
Coding region: 191-2365 (724 amino acids)
Cellular component (GO): plasma membrane
Molecular function (GO): calcium-activated cation channel activity
Source: RefSeq, a predicted model, not a curated record
CACAGAAUUCGUAAAAAUCAAAAGUAAAAUUUCAAAACUACCCCACACCUUUGAUAUUUUUCUUUCUCAUCAAUAAUAUGCUCUUAUUAAAUAUCUUCCAUUUCCCUGCUCUUAACGGCUACUUUUUCAUGCCCCUAAAACACUGUUUAUUUCUCUAGUUUGUGUCUGGGUUUUGAUUAAAUUUUAGGAUAUGGAUUUUCCGUCGUUCUUGACGUCUUUAGCGACGUCGUUUGUGAUCUUUCUGAUCUUAAUGCUACUGUUUGCAUGGUUGUCGGGAAGGCCUGGAAACGCUGUCGUUUAUUAUCCGAAUCGAAUCUUGAAAGGUUUGGAACCGUGGGAAGGCGGCGGGUCGAGUUCUCGGAACCCGUUUGCUUGGAUCCGAGAAGCGUUUUCUUCUAGUGAACAGGAUGUUAUUAACAUGUCUGGUGUUGACACUGCUGUUUACUUCGUGUUCUUGAGCACUGUGUUGUCGAUAUUUGUGUUAUCCGGCCUUAUUCUACUACCAGUUCUUCUCCCUGUUGCUGCUACUGAGAUAAAUCAGAUUAUCUCAAACUCUACAAGUGCGGGGACUUUUAAUGACCUUGACAAGUUGUCCAUGGGACAUAUUAAUGAGAAGAGUCCGAGGCUGUGGGCUUACUUGCUUAGUACGUACUGGAUUUCUAUUGUGACAUAUUUUAUGUUAUGGAAGGCAUACAAGCAUGUUUCUGGGCUGAGAGCUGCUGCUCGUUUGUCUCCUGACAUUAAACCUGAGCAGUUUGCUGUUCUUGUUAGGGAUAUACCUUCUGUUCCCGAGGGACAAAGUAUAAAGGAACAGGUGGAUUCAUAUUUUAAGUCUAUCUAUCCCGAGGCAUAUUACAGAUCCAUGGUCGCCACAGACAAUAAGGAGGUCAACAAAAUUUAUAAAGAGUUGGAAGGGUACAAGCAAAAGCUUGCUCGUGCAGAAGCAGUAUACGCCCAGUCUAAGGACACAGGCAAACCAGAAGGAGUAAGACCAACUACCAAACCUGGCUUUCUUGGUAUUUGCGGUGCAAAAAUAGAUAGCAUCGAAUACUUCAAUGAGAAGAUUAAGGAACUUUCCCUUAAGUUGGUAGCUGAGCAAAAGGUCACGCUACGGGAGAAGCAGCAACGCUGUGCUUUGGUCUUUUUCACCAACAGGGUGACAGCGGCAUCUGCUGCUCAGAGUCUGCAUGCCCAAAUGGUUGACACAUGGACAGUCAGUGAUGCUCCUGAACCUCGUCAAAUAGUAUGGUCGAACCUCAAAAUUAAGUUUUUCCAAAGAAUAAUACGACAGUACAUUGUGUAUUUCAUUGUGGCUCUGAUCAUAUUAUUUUACAUGAUACCAAUUGGAUUAAUUGCUGCAUUGACAACAUUGUCCAAUCUGAAGAAAGUUGUCCCAUUUCUUAAGCCAUUAGUGGAUAUGCCUGCGCUCAAGACAGUCUUGCAAGCUUACCUCCCUCAGCUUGCACUUCUCGUCUUUCUUGCUUUGUUGCCCAAGUUGCUCAUGUUUCUCUCCAAGAUGGAGGGAAUUCCUUCAGAGAGCCAUUUGGUGCGAGCCGCCUCCGGAAAAUAUUUCUACUUCACAAUUUUCAAUGUUUUCUUAGGAGUUACACUUAGCGGCUCCUUAUUCGAAACGUUAAAGACCAUUCAGGACGAUCCAAAUUCCACUGUUCCCAUGCUAGCAAAUAGCCUCCCAGGCAGUGCAACUUUCUUCCUGACCUUUGUGGCUUUGAAGUUCUUCAUAGGUUUUGGUCUGGAGCUAUCCCGCGUAGUUCCCUUGAUCAUAUUUCAUGUGAAGAGGAAGUAUCUUUGCAAAACUGAACACGAAUUGAAAGAAGCUUGGAAACCGGGAGAUUUGGGCUAUGCAACUCGAGUUCCUAGUGAUUUGCUUGUUGUCACACUCGUCUUCAGCUACUCAAUCAUAGCUCCUCUUAUUAUCCCAUUUGGAGUAGUAUACUUUGGCCUCGGAUGGCUUAUUCUUCGAAAUCAGGCACUCAAAGUAUAUGUCCCGUCCUACGAGAGCUACGGAAGGAUGUGGCCGCACAUUCAUACGCGAAUCCUCGGUGCUCUACUAUUGUUCCAAGUCACUAUGACUGGUUACUUUGGAGUGAAGAAAUUUAUAUAUACUCCAUUUGUGAUUCCACUCCCUAUUACCACUUUUAUCUUCUUCUACGUCUGUAGGAAGAAAUUUUACAGAUCUUUCAGCGACCCGGCUCUUGAAGUCGCUAGCGGCGAACUCAAGGAAAUUCCGAACAUGGAACAAAUCUUCAGAUCCUUCAUCCCACCAAGCUUAAACUCUGAAAAAGUUGACGAUGACCAGUUUGAAGAUGCAUUAUCACAAGUUUCAAGAAUGGGAUCAUUUGCUUGAUGUACAAAUAUUUGUGCAUAGUUUAAGUAUUACAGCAGAACAUCUGUUAUUUCCACUUGUCCAUCAUUUUUAAAGUUAGAUUGGUAUUAUUGUUUCGUUAGUUAUUUGUAACAUAGCCAGUUUUUUCUCGGUGUGAUUUUUAUGUAAUUGAUGGGUUCAUCACUUGUUUGUUAAUGGAGCUAGCAAAUCCUAUUCAAUUUCAAA